AUGGCCUUCACAAUCCCCAAGACCUUGAAACUCAGCCAGCUGAAGCAAUUGACGCAAAAAUGUGGCCUUCCCAGCACCGGGACAAAACCCAUCCUCACCCAACGUCUCUACGAUGAAAUCACAAAGUCCAAUGCGUCGCCCCCGAAAGACGUAACUCGAAUUCUGAGUAUCGACAUGGGAAUUCGAAAUCUGGCGUACUGCAUUCUAGAAGUUCCGCCCGAAAAGAAGAAGGAAGAGAAAGGAGUUCCAAUAGUACGAGCAUGGCAUCGUCUUGCUGUGUCUUCUGCGCCAAAGAUCCUGCCCAUCGAUGAGAAAGCGAAGAAAGUGAAGAAGGAGGUUGAGAAGGAGAACUUUACACCUACGACGCUCUCUCAAAUCGCCUAUACCCUGCUGCGAAAAAGACUGCUGGUUCUGAAACCGACGCAUGUUCUGAUAGAACGACAACGCUUCCGAAGUAUGGGCUCGAAGCACAUUCUAGAAUGGACUAUCCGCGUGAACAUGUUCGAGUCGAUGUUGUAUGGGGUACUAUAUACCCUGAGAGAAGAGGGCAUAUGGAAAGGCAGUGUUGAAGCUAUUGCGCCGGGGAAGGUAGGCCCAUUCUGGGUAGGCGAAGAUGUAGAUGUAGAUGCUCAAGGGAAGUUGCGGAAGUCGAAGAGCGCCAAGAUUCAGAAUAAGGGAGCGAAGAUUGAUUUGGUCAAGAGAUGGUUAGAGGGCGAGACGACGUUGGAAUUAGGGAAUGCGGAAGUUGAGGGUAUGGCUCGGGCGUAUAAAGAGAAAUGGAAGAGGGGCGUUGGUGGGGGAAAGGCCGUUAUGAGCGAUGACGGAGAAAAGAUGGGGAAGCUGGAUGAUUUGGCAGAUUCGCUAUUACAGGGUAUGGCAUGGAUUCAAUGGGAGGAGAACAAGAAGUUGGCUCUGAAAAGAGGGGUCGAGGUAUUGCUAGAUCACUAA
Messenger RNA from Glarea lozoyensis ATCC 20868, 948 nucleotides. Its product is annotated as Ribonuclease H-like protein. Gene Ontology annotation, cellular component: mitochondrion. NCBI's taxonomy places the organism in Eukaryota, Fungi, Ascomycota, Leotiomycetes, Helotiales, Helotiaceae. The transcript has a single exon. The record is from RefSeq and is a predicted model, not a curated record. Gene Ontology annotation, molecular function: DNA endonuclease activity; crossed form four-way junction DNA binding; flap-structured DNA binding. The coding region runs from base 1 to 948 and encodes 315 amino acids.